AACGCCCUCUGUCUUGUAUUCCUCAUCUGAUUUAUUCCCAAAUUCAUCAUGGCCGGGCAAGAGGACCCAGUCCAGAGAGAAAUCCAUCAGGAUUGGGCGAAUCGAGAAUAUAUUGAAGUGAUUACCAGUAGCAUCAAGAAAAUAGCCGAUUUUCUGAAUUCGUUUGACAUGUCCUGCAGGUCUCGCUUAGCAACCCUAAACGAGAAACUGACAGCCUUGGAGCGGAGGAUUGAGUACAUUGAAGCCAGGGUUACAAAAGGAGAAACUUUGACUUAAGUCUCCCUGAAACACCCGUCAGAGGACAAUGAUGGCCACAUCCCUUCUUCUCCCUUUUCAUUCAGUAUAAUGUUUUUAAGCAAAUGUCAAAUCAACUGACUGUUUUAGAUUCACAGAGAAUUAUUUAUGGGACCAUUGUGAUACCUUCUCCCUGCAUUUAAAUUUAUUUCACGUUUAAACCAGCAAAAAAGGCUGAACCGAUGCUGUUUUGAUAAAGCUUUUGAGUGUUACUGUUUGGGGGGGGGGGGGGG
This is a messenger RNA of Chanos chanos (milkfish), 527 nucleotides long. It is a transcript of the gene brk1, whose product is annotated as BRICK1 subunit of SCAR/WAVE actin nucleating complex. NCBI's taxonomy places the organism in Eukaryota, Metazoa, Chordata, Actinopteri, Gonorynchiformes, Chanidae. Gene Ontology annotation, biological process: actin filament organization; cell motility; regulation of actin polymerization or depolymerization. Gene Ontology annotation, molecular function: protein-containing complex binding. The record is from RefSeq and is a predicted model, not a curated record. The transcript is spliced from 3 exons. The coding region runs from base 49 to 276 and encodes 75 amino acids. Gene Ontology annotation, cellular component: SCAR complex.